Hypoxylon trugodes is the source of this 2688-nucleotide messenger RNA. RefSeq names its product pre-mRNA splicing factor component-domain-containing protein. The coding region runs from base 168 to 2510 and encodes 780 amino acids. Gene Ontology annotation, biological process: mRNA splicing, via spliceosome. The record is from RefSeq and is a predicted model, not a curated record. Gene Ontology annotation, cellular component: spliceosomal complex; Prp19 complex. Lineage: Eukaryota; Fungi; Ascomycota; Sordariomycetes; Xylariales; Hypoxylaceae. The transcript is spliced from 2 exons.
GUUUUGAGCCAAGACUUUUUAUCGUCAGUCGCCUUGCAACAAGCCAAGCUUGCAUCCUACUAAUUUUACAACAGCUUCAUCAUCCCAAUUUCUUGACUACGUUUGCAACUGCUACCUAUCAAUAACUACUCAGUUAUCAUACGACCGCAGACGCAAACGUAGUCAAAAUGCCUGUCGUUAAGGGAGGAGUGUGGACUAACAUCGAGGAUGAAAUCCUCAAGGUCUCCGUUUCCAAAUACGGCCUGAAUCAAUGGGCGCGUGUCUCGUCGUUAUUACCGCGAAAAACUCCCAAGCAAUGCAAAGCGCGAUGGAACGAAUGGCUCGACCCAAGCAUCAAGAAGAUAGAAUGGAGCAAAGAGGAGGACGAGAAAUUACUUCACCUGGCUAAGUUGAUGCCAACACAAUGGCGAACCAUCGCUCCUAUCGUCGGUCGCACCGCAAACCAAUGUCUAGAACGUUACCAGAAGCUCCUUGACGAGGCCGAGCAACGGGAGGCAUCUAGCCUUGGCUUGACGGGUCCUGAAGGAGGCGAGACGCAAGCGCCCACGGCCGACGACGUACGAAGACUGCGACCGGGCGAGGUCGACCCAGAUCCCGAGAGCAAACCCGCGAAGCCUGAUACUAUCGACCUUGAUGAAGAUGAAAAAGAGAUGUUGAGCGAGGCGCGUGCCCGUUUAGCGAACACACAAGGAAAGAAGGCAAAGCGAAAAGCACGAGAACGUCAACAAGAAGAAUCGCGCCGGCUCGCUACGCUACAAAAACGUCGGGAGCUCAAAACUGCCGGCAUUAAUAUUAAGGUGGUAACGCGUAAGCCUGGGCAGAUGGACUACAAUGCGGAUAUUCCUUUCGAGAAAGCACCUGCCCAAGGAUUCUACGAUACUAUGGACGAACAAACGCGAAACGAGAAGCAACGAGCGGCAUUUGACCCCCGAAAACAACAGCUCGCGAAUAAACGCAAGGGUGAUCAAGAGGACGACGCUGAAAGGAAGAGGCGGAAGAACGACAAGGACGCUCCCUCAGCUUCUAUGCAAGCCGCCUUGAAGGCUGGGCAAAUGCAGAAGAUACGAGAAGCAGAGCAAAGCAGUAAGAGGCGAGCACUUGUCCUUCCGUCACCCCAGGUCAGCGAGGGCGAGCUUGAGGAUAUUGUCAAGAUGGGUAUGAUGGGGGAACGUGCAAAUAUGCUUGCCCAAUCCAGCGAAAACAAUGCUACCAGAGGACUCGUCAAUGCGUACUCCACCCUGAACGCGCAAACGCCGAUUCGAACGCCAAUGGCACCUCCGCAAGAAGAUCGAGUCGCAAACGAAAUAAGGAAUAUCCGAGCUCUGACAGAGAAUCAGUCGGUGUUGCUUGGAGGGGAGAAUGCCGAUUUGCAAGAAGGGGAUGGGUCGACGGGUUUCGAAGGUGUCACACCUCGAAAACAAGUUAUGUCGACCCCUAAUCCCCUGGCAACGCCUUUACGAACCAGUGCAAAUGGAGUCGGCGCUACCCCUCGACGACCUGGUCAGACGCCGCUACGGACUCCUCGAGACAGCUUUGCGCUCAAUGCGGGUGAUGGUGAAUUGUCUAUAGUCGGAGGGUCAACUAAUGACAUGCGACUUCGGGAUUUGUCCAUGAAGCAUCAGCUCAAACAAGGCCUAGCUUCGCUACCAAAGCCAAAAGAAACGGAGUGGGAGUUGGAGAUACCCGAAGACCAACAGGAAGCCAUGGUAACAGAUGAACUUGAGGAAGACGCCGAAGUACGAGACCAACGAGAGCGAGCACUCAGGGAAGCCCAAGAACAAUUAGAAAGGAAGAGGCGGACCCAAGUUAUGCAAAAAGGAUUACCCCGGCCAGAGUCCGUCAAUUUAGAAGCCCUCGCGCAACAGGCAUCUGCCAUUUCCGAUCCAGUAGAAGCUCAGAUUGCUAAAGAAGCAGCCUUGCUUAUUGCGAACGACGCCGCGAGAUACCCCGUAUCGAACGCAAGGUCAAGCAUCGGUCCAGUUCAAUUGCAACAGAUCGACGAUACCUCCUUAGCGGAAGCUCGCUUGAAAAUUCUCAUGGAGGUAAACAGCAAACCCAAACCUGAGGAUAUUCAAGCAGGCUGGGAACGUGAGGGUAGCAAUGCACUUCUGUUGAGGCUGGGCUGCUAUGAAGAUGAUGAGGAAGAGGAGCAGGUGGCAGCUAUGAAAGCAGCUUUCGACUCUGUGCAAGAUUCUACGAUGGAAACCGUAGAAAAGUGUGCGAAGCUCGAGAAGAAGCUUACCCUACAUUUAGGAGGAUAUCAACAACGAGCCAAAACCCUUCGCUCAAAGAUGGGCGAGGCAUAUGAGGCACUUGAGAAAGCCAAGUUUGCUCUAAGCGCAUUCCAGACGCUAGCCAUUUCAGAAGAAAUUGCCGCUAGGAGUCGAUUGGAGGCCUUAAGGGAGGAAGUUGGCUACGUCACCCGAAGAGAACGUGAGGCGCAGGAAGCAUACCGCCAGACCAAAGAGGAGCUAGACUCAUUGACGGAUGGGGUCAACGGUUACCAUUAAUUCCAUUAUCGGAAAAGGGACAAAUCUAGCAUAAAGAUUGUAUACUAUGAACGCGCGUCUCCGCGCCAUCGGCUGUAGAAUAGCAGCUGUAUCAAAAGAGAAAGGACCAGAUAUGGUUAUUGCAUUUAUUAAGCCAACAAUACCUGAAUCGACCUAUAUAACCUAUCCAUGGAUCUGA